CGCAGAGGAAGUCGCCGCGAUGUCCGAGACCGCUCCCACCGCCGCCCCUGAUGCGCCCGCGCCCGGCGCCAAGGCCGCCGCCAAGAAGCCGAAGAAGGCGGCGAGCGGCUCCAAAGCCCGCAAGCCCGCGGGGCCCAGCGUCACCGAGCUGAUCACCAAGGCCGUGUCCGCCUCCAAGGAGCGCAAGGGGCUCUCCCUCGCCGCGCUCAAGAAGGCGCUGGCCGCCGGCGGCUACGAUGUGGAGAAGAACAACAGCCGCAUCAAGCUGGGGCUCAAGAGCCUCGUCAGCAAGGGCACCCUGGUGCAGACCAAGGGCACCGGCGCCUCCGGCUCUUUUCGUCUCAAUAAGAAGCCGGGAGAGGUAAAAGAAAAAGCCCCCAAGAAAAGGGCGCCUGCAGCCAAGCCCAAGAAGCCGGCGGCUAAGAAGCCCGCCAGCGCUGCGAAGAAGCCGAAGAAGGCGGCGGUGAAGAAGAGUCCCAAGAAAGCUAAGAAGCCGGCGGCUGCAGCGGCCAAGAAAGCGGCCAAGAGUCCCAAGAAAGCUGCAAAGGCAGGCCGCCCCAAGAAGGCAGCGAAGAGCCCGGCUAAGGCGAAAGCGGUGAAGCCCAAAGCAGCCAAGCCUAAGGCAGCCAAACCUAAAGCGGCCAAGGCAAAGAAGGCGGCGCCUAAAAAGAAGUAAAUUGUACCAGAAGAGUUUUGUUCUACAUAUUUUGUUAUCCAACGGCUCUUUUAAGAGCCACCCACACUUUCUGUAAAGGAGCUGAUCCACUCGAGGUCGUCCGUAAAAUGCAGCAAGGGUCCAGCAAUUCGUAAGUCGUCAAGAGGUCAAUGAUGUCUUGUGGUUUUUUUAUUCGUUAGGAUUACCUACAGAAAUAUUAAAGUGGUAGAGCGCGGCGGCUUUAGGGAAGUGUAGACUUCUGCUUUUCCUCCGAGUGAUUACUUUGACUACCAAAAAACGAAUGUUUUAUAAUGAUUUUAUAAAAAAUUGGAUGUGUGGGUUUGUGGUUUUUUUUUUUUUUUGAAAAUAUAUUUUGUAACAGAGUAAUGCAAUUACCAGGCACGCUACUACUGAGCCAUAUCUAAUCUAUUGAAUUAUUUCUCCUAAAAUAUCUCCGUGAAUGCCUUUGUCUGUUUGGGGGGAGAAGGGGAGGAGGGUUUCUUAGCAGACAAAAAAAUAGGGCUGAUCUCUCCCAAUCCUUUUGUUCCCGAUGAGAAAGAAGGAGCUUUAAGUAUUGAAAAAGCCCGCCCUGUCUAAUGAUUGGCCAGCGGAAAUUCCUGCCCUUCCCCCUCCCUUUCCCGAAGACGAUUAUGCCUCUUUUCUUUGCAACUGUAUCAGCGACACAGAGGAAAAAGAGGAGAAAAAGAGAGAGGGACAGGAACUCAACGAAUGGUGUCCGAAUAACGAAAAUAGAACAUUGCUACUAUAUCCAACAAAAAAUAAAUAAUAAAAAGAACAUGGGUUGAGUAGUACUGACAAAAUGCUUUUCACUCGUUUGGAUAACUGAGCUCUCUUAGGACCAUGUGGGUGGCUCUGAAAAGAGCCUUUGUGCUUUUCCAAAAAAGCAGAUGUGCCACGUAUCCCUUGGGAUUCACUUAGCCUUAGCCUUGUGGCUCUCGGUCUUCUUGGGC
Messenger RNA from Hirundo rustica (Barn swallow), 1626 nucleotides. RefSeq names its product histone H1.01. The coding region runs from base 20 to 676 and encodes 218 amino acids. Gene Ontology annotation, cellular component: nucleosome. Gene Ontology annotation, biological process: nucleosome assembly. Lineage: Eukaryota; Metazoa; Chordata; Aves; Passeriformes; Hirundinidae. The record is from RefSeq and is a predicted model, not a curated record. The transcript has a single exon. Gene Ontology annotation, molecular function: DNA binding; structural constituent of chromatin.